Messenger RNA from Raphanus sativus (radish), 651 nucleotides. RefSeq lists its product as uncharacterized. Lineage: Eukaryota; Viridiplantae; Streptophyta; Magnoliopsida; Brassicales; Brassicaceae. Bases 1 to 651 code for a protein of 216 amino acids. The transcript has a single exon. The record is from RefSeq and is a predicted model, not a curated record.
AUGAAGUUGAGAAGUUUGGAGAAUAAUGGAAAUAGUGAUAUGGAAGAUGUGAGUUUGUGGAGAAGAGAGUCGGGAUUCAAGAGCAGUUUCUCGUCUGCUGAGACCUGGUGGCUUAUUAGAGAAGAGAAUGAGAAAUGUGUCUGGGCAAAAGGAGUAUGGUUCUCCCAAGCAACUCCAAAGUUUGCUUUUAUGGUAUGGUUGGCUAAUCUUAAUAGGCUUUCUACUAUGGACAGAGUCUUUGUUUGGAAUCCAGGAAUAGAUGAUAGCUGUGUGCUGUGUAAAAAUGCGAGGGAGAACAGAGAGCAUUUGUUUUUUGAAUGCUACUAUUCAGGCAAGAUUUGGGAAAGUCUCGCUAAGGGAAUUAUGGGUAAUUCAUUUACAAAUUCUUGGUCUGCUAUCACUCACUUGAUUGCUGAGGGGCGUAAUAUGGAUAGGAAGAAGUUAUUUUGCCUGAGAUAUGCUUUUCAUAUAGCGAUGUAUGGAGUUUGGAGGGAGAGAAACAUAGUAAGGCAUGGUGAGAAGAUUACACCAGUGAAUGUGAUCAAGAAGAUGAUGGAUAAGGGUGUGAGGAACAAGCUCAGUUUACUGAGAUCGAAUAGAGUUAAAGGAAUGGAGGAUACUUUACAGAUUUGGUUUCGUACAAGAGUGUGA